This is a messenger RNA of Vigna umbellata (rice bean), 1378 nucleotides long. RefSeq names its product GDSL esterase/lipase EXL3-like. Lineage: Eukaryota; Viridiplantae; Streptophyta; Magnoliopsida; Fabales; Fabaceae. Gene Ontology annotation, cellular component: extracellular region. Gene Ontology annotation, biological process: lipid metabolic process. The record is from RefSeq and is a predicted model, not a curated record. Gene Ontology annotation, molecular function: lipase activity.
AAGGUCCGUGCAGUCAGAAGUUAGAUGAAACAAUUUUUUGCGUGCAAUGAAUGAGCUUAAAGCAAGAGGAGAUUGUUGCGUGAGACUUGUUUUGUUGUUGGUGCGACAGUCUGAGUAGUUAUUUAAAUGCAGUAGAAAUUAGACUGAGAAGUACCACCGCCAUGGAUUCUUCUUUAAUUCCUUCUUCACUUCUGCUCCGUCGGAUGUUACUGUUGUUGAUGACGGUCUUUUGCAAAACCAAAGGAGCAUUGCAACUUCCACCAAAUUUGAAGGUUCCUGCAGUGUUGGUGUUCGGAGAUUCGAUAAUGGACACCGGCAACAACAACAACAACACGCAUACGCUUGCAAAGUGCAAUUUCCCUCCCUAUGGUAGAGACUUCCAAGGAGCCAUUCCGACGGGUCGAUUCGGUAACGGAAAAGUUCCUUCCGAUCUUAUAGCUGAAGAACUAGGAAUUAAGGAUCUUCUACCGGCAUAUUUCGAUCCAAAUCUCCAACCUAAUGAUCUCCUCACCGGUGUCUGUUUUGCAUCUGGUGGUUCAGGCUACGAUCCUCUCACAUCUAAAAUGGCGACAGCUAUAUCAUUGUCUGGUCAAAUAGACAUGUUCAAAGACUACAUAAGAAAGCUUGAAGGACUUGUCGGGGAGGACAGAACCAACUUCAUCCUAGCCAAUAGCAUUGUCCUUGUGGUGGAAGGCAGCAACGACAUUUCCAACACUUACUUUCUGAGUCAUGCUAGAGAAGUGCAAUAUGAUAUUCCUACUUACACUGACCUAAUGGUUAGCUCAGCUUCUAGUUUCUUAAAGGAAAUAUAUCAAUUAGGUGCUCGGAGGAUAGGAGUAUUCAGUGCGCCACCAAUUGGAUGUGUGCCAUUUCAGAGAACGAUUUUGGGAGGAUUGCUCAGAAAAUGUGCAGAAAAGUAUAACGAAGCGGCCAAGUUAUUCAACAGCAAACUGGCUAAGGAGUUGGCUUCUCUUAACCAGAAUUUGCCUAAUGCCAGGGUGGUUUACCUUGAUGUUUACAACCCUCUACUUGAUAUCAUUGUAAAUUACCAAAAUUAUGGUUUUAAAGUGGGAGACAGAGGAUGUUGUGGUACGGGCAAAAUAGAGACUGCAGUGUUCUGCAACUCUUUGGACCCCACGUGCCAGAAUGCGGGAGACUACGUUUUUUGGGAUGGUUUUCAUCCUUCUGAAAGUGUUUACAGAAAGCUCGUACCUCCUAUUCUCCAUAAAUAUAUGUACCAGUUCAUCUGAUAUCACUUUCUUAUUACUUUUAUAUAUAUAUAUAUAUAUAUUGUAAGACAUGAUAAUCAUUAUUCAUUUUAAUCUAUAUAUACUAAUAAUAUAAAAGAAGUUCAGCACAUUAUGUUCGGCUUGACUAA